Molecule: messenger RNA, 1899 nt
Organism: Fraxinus pennsylvanica
Lineage: Eukaryota; Viridiplantae; Streptophyta; Magnoliopsida; Lamiales; Oleaceae
Source: the annotation of a GenBank genome assembly
AUGGCGGGCGCAAAUUGUUGGUUCUCAAUGCUCUCUUCUUCCUCCGGUUCCACUUCCCGUUGUUCUUUAACCUCCCAACGCCUUUUUUCCACCUCCCGAAGACCUACUUAUUUUCUUACAUCCAUUGUUAAAUCUUCCAAGGACCGAAAUCAGAAUCCGAAACAAAAAUUGCCCAGGGAAACGCCGGGUAAAUUCAGCACAGAGAGUGAAGCUAUUACACAUAAAUUGCCAGGGAGAUCAAGAGAUGAAAUCCAUUUAUCAAAUGUAGAUGGUCGAAUUAUUAGGAAAAAUGCAGGGAGUUCUCAAUCAACUUCGUUUAGAUCUUCUGGCAUGCAGAGGAAAGGGAACAAGGGAGUUCUGUUUGACUCAAGAGACCAACAGGUAAAGACUGGUAAUCUUCAAGAUGCUGCAUUUCUUAACGCUGUUGUAAAGGUUUACUGUACCCACACUGCACCAGAUUACUCUCUUCCUUGGCAGAAACAAAGGCAGUAUCAAAGUACUGGAAGUGCUUUUAUGAUCGGGGAUGGGAAGCUUUUGACAAAUGCACACUGUGUUGAACAUGACACACAGGUCAAAGUGAAGAAAAGGGGCGAUGAUACAAAAUAUGUUGCAAAGGUUCUCGCAAAAGGAGUAGAAUGUGACAUAGCUCUGCUUUCUAUUGAAAGCGAGGAAUUCUGGAAAGGAGCUGAGCCCCUUAAGUUUGGACGCUUGCCUUGUCUGCAGGAUGCAGUGACUGUUGUUGGAUAUCCGCUUGGUGGAGAUACUAUUUCAGUAACAAAGGGUGUGGUAUCAAGAAUAGAGGUUACAUCAUAUGCCCAUGGCUCAUCUGAGUUACUUGGUAUUCAAAUUGAUGCAGCAAUAAAUCCUGGUAAUAGUGGUGGCCCUGCAUUCAAUGACCGGGGAGAGUGUAUUGGAGUUGCAUUUCAGGUUUACAGAUCUGAUGAGGCUGAGAAUAUUGGCUACGUGAUUCCAACUACUGUUGUAUCUCAUUUCCUGGAGGACUAUGAGAGGAAUGGGAAAUACACUGGUUUUCCUUCUCUUGGGGUGGUGUUGCAGAAAUUGGAGAAUCCAGCUUUGCGGGCCUGCUUAAAUGUUACAUCAAACGAGGGCGUACUUGUGCGGAGAGUUGAGCCAACUUCUGAUGCCAGUAAUGUACUGAAGAAGGGGGACGUCAUUGUAAGUUUUGAUGAUGUUCGUGUUGGUUGUGAAGGGACAGUGCCAUUCCAAACAACUGAACGCAUUGCAUUUCGCUAUCUUAUUAGUCAAAAAUUUGUGGGUGAUGUAGCAGAGCUUGGCAUUAUCAGAGGAGGACAAUUUAUGAAAGUUCAAGCCAUCAUGAAUCCACGUGUGCAUUUGGUUCCGUAUCAUAUUGAAGGAGGUCAGCCUUCAUAUUUAAUAGUUGCUGGAUUGGUGUUUACACCUCUAUCAGAACCUUUAAUCGAAGAAGAAUGUGAAGAUACCAUUGGGUUGAAGCUGUUGACAAAGGCGCGGUACUCAAUGGCUAGGUUCAAAGGGGAACAGAUCGUGAUCCUAUCACAGGUCUUAGCAAAUGAAGUAAAUAUUGGGUACGAAGAUCUGAGCAAUGAACAGGUAUUGAAGUUAAAUGGAACUUGGAUCAGAAACAUUCACCACCUAGCACAUCUGGUUGAUUCUUGCAAGGACAGAUAUUUGGUCUUCGAAUUUGAAGACAAUUUUUUGGUCGUUAUGGAAAGGGAAGACACGUUGGCUGCAUCUGGUUGCAUCCUCAAAGAUUACGGGAUUCCAUCUGAAAGGUCUUCUGAUCUUUUGGAACCAUAUGUGGACUCUAUAGGACAUGCCGCAACUAUAGAUCAACACGAGUCAGUUGACUGUGCAGUUUCAAAUUCAGAAUUUGGCUAUGAUGGACUACUUUGGGCGUAA